Messenger RNA from Jaculus jaculus (lesser Egyptian jerboa), 1482 nucleotides. Its product is annotated as cytochrome P450 2E1. Lineage: Eukaryota; Metazoa; Chordata; Mammalia; Rodentia; Dipodidae. Gene Ontology annotation, biological process: xenobiotic metabolic process. The coding region runs from base 1 to 1482 and encodes 493 amino acids. Gene Ontology annotation, molecular function: iron ion binding; oxidoreductase activity, acting on paired donors, with incorporation or reduction of molecular oxygen, reduced flavin or flavoprotein as one donor, and incorporation of one atom of oxygen; heme binding. Gene Ontology annotation, cellular component: intracellular membrane-bounded organelle; cytoplasm. The transcript has 9 exons. The record is from RefSeq and is a predicted model, not a curated record.
AUGGCUGUUCUUGGUAUCACGAUUGCCCUGCUAGUGUGGGUGGCCACCCUCCUUCUCAUAUCCAUCUGGAAGCAGAUCCACAGCAGUUGGAACCUGCCUCCAGGGCCCUUCCCACUUCCCAUCCUUGGGAAUGUUUUCCAACUGGAUUUGAAGGAUGUUCCCAAGUCUUUCACCAGGCUGGCAGACCGCUAUGGGCCAGUAUUCACACUACACCUGGGUUCUCGACGCAUUGUGGUUGUACAUGGCUACAAGGCUGUCAGGGAGGUACUGCUGAACUACAAGAAUGAGUUCUCUGGCCGAGGAGAUAUUCCUGUGUUCCAAGAGUACAAGAACAAAGGAAUUAUUUUCAAUAAUGGACCAACCUGGAAGGAUGUCCGAAGGUUUUCCCUGAGCAUCCUCCGUGACUAUGGGAUGGGGAAACAGGGCAAUGAAAAGCGGAUCCAGAGGGAGGCAUGCUUCUUGGUGGAAGAGCUAAAGAAGACUCAGGGUCAACCCUUCGACCCUACAUUUCUCAUUGGCUGUGCACCCUGCAAUGUCAUAGCAGACAUCCUCUUCCACAGGCGCUUUGACUACAAUGACAAGAAGGGGCAGAGGCUCAUGAGUUUGUUCAAUGAAAACUUCUACCUGCUAAGUACUCCCUGGAUCCAGCUUUACAAUAAUUAUGCAGGUUACUUACGCUACCUGCCUGGAAGCCAUAGAAAAGUAAUGAAAAAUGUGUCUGAAAUAAAAGCUUAUGCACUUGAAAGAGCCAAGGAGCACCUACAAUCGCUGGACCCUAGCUGCCCACGGGAUGUAACCGACUGCUUGCUCACAGAAAUGGAGAAGGAAAAACACAGCCAAGAAUCUGUGUACUCCAUGGAGAAUAUUGCAGUGACUCUGGCCGACCUGUUCUUUGCAGGAACAGAAACCACUAGUACCACUCUGAGAUAUGGGCUCCUGAUUCUCAUGAAAUAUCCAGAGAUUGAAGAGAAACUUCAUGAAGAAAUUGACAGGGUUAUUGGGCCAAGCCGAAGCCCUUCUGUCAAAGACAGGCUAGAGAUGCCUUACAUGGAUGCUGUGGUGCAUGAGAUUCAAAGAUUCAUCAAUCUUGUGCCCUCCAACCUCCCCCACGAAGCAACUCGAGACACCAUGUUCCGAGGCUAUGUCAUUCCCAAGGGUACAAUUGUAAUUCCAACUCUGGAUUCCCUUUUGUAUGACAACCAAGAAUUUCCAGAUCCAGACAAAUUUAAACCUGAGCACUUUUUGAAUGAAAAUGGGAAAUUCAAGUACAGUGACUAUUUCAAGCCAUUUUCUGCAGGAAAACGAGUAUGUGUUGGAGAAGGCCUGGCCCGCAUGGAAUUGUUUCUGCUCUUAUCUGCUAUUCUGCAACAUUUUAAUCUUAAAUCCCUGGUUGAACCAAAGGAUAUCGACCUCAGCCCUGUCACUAUUGGAUUUGGCAGCAUCCCACCACAAUACAAACUCUGCGUCAUUCCCCGCUCAUGA